Drosophila miranda is the source of this 4653-nucleotide messenger RNA. RefSeq lists its product as uncharacterized. The transcript has 8 exons. NCBI's taxonomy places the organism in Eukaryota, Metazoa, Arthropoda, Insecta, Diptera, Drosophilidae. Gene Ontology annotation, molecular function: protein serine/threonine kinase activity; ATP binding. The record is from RefSeq and is a predicted model, not a curated record. Gene Ontology annotation, biological process: actin cytoskeleton organization; protein phosphorylation. Bases 725 to 4390 code for a protein of 1221 amino acids. Gene Ontology annotation, cellular component: cytoplasm; nucleus.
UCACACUGAUUUCGGGGACAAACAAAUUCGGACGUGUGUGCGCGUCGCAAGUUUUAUUUUUAUAAUUUAUGUACGCGAUUUUUACGCGAGUGCAACAAACAAGUCCUUUCCGCUAGCCUAAAUAUUGAUGUAUAGCCAGCUGUAGUGCAAGUGAAAGGUAAUACCCUUAAAGUGUCGGUGGAAUGUUGAACGGCAGCAUCGUCGCGUCUAAUCAAAACAAAAAAUACCCAAGCGAAUGCAGCAGCAUAGCGCCGAGCCCGAGUCCACUGCUGUAAACAAGACCGAGCCACAACAAAGUAGCUGGUGAAAUUUUAAUUUUAAACAAAAUUUGAGAUCCGUUUUGUUGGUGACAAGAUUUUUUCGUAUUUAGUUAUUAGUGCAUCUUCGGUUCUCUGUGUGCGUGUCGGUGUGGAAAUAACUGCAAUUGCAGCACACGUAUGUGUUCACACCUAAUUGGAUUAUAGCAGCACAUCGGCAAUAAGAACAACGAAAGCAUCUGCAGCAGCAGCAGCAUAAAAACCAUCAAUACUGGUAAAUUAUAAACUACAAAUUUAGACUUCCAAUUGCCAAGUGCUUCCAAAACUUGCCAAAAACAAAAAUAAACAGUAACUCCAAAACCCAAAGCAUUCCAUGAACAAGUGACAUUUUUUUUUGUUGACAAACAAAUUUCACAAAAAAUAUUUAUAGUAGCCGUAAGCAGCAACAUACGUCGGAGCUGAUAAAAAUGAAUCUAAACCAGCACAGUGGACCCGGACCGCCGCAGUCGGAGUCGAGAAUGGAUGUGGAUCAGGUGGACUCGUCGCCCUUCAAUUGGCCCAGCCCCAUGGCGGCCUACAAGGCGGCGGCGGCCAUAACCGAUGGCGAGGAGGCGGCCGCCUCCCUGACGCCCCAGCAGCAACAGCAGCCGAACGGCAACGGGGAGGGCCUGCCGCCGGCGCCGCCUGUCAGCCGCACCAUAUCGUCGGAUCGCCUGGUCACCGGUAGCUCCUGUCGGGCGCUACGUACCGCCGUCUCAGCAUUAUAUUCCGUUGAUGAUUUUGUCAAGGUGAAAAUUGGAUCUGGAUUUUUCUCGGAGGUUUACAAGGUCACACACCGGACGACCGGCGAGGUGAUGGUGCUGAAGAUGAAUCAGUUGCGGGCCAAUCGACCCAAUAUGCUCCGGGAGGUGCAGCUGCUGAAUAAGCUGUCGCAUGGAAAUAUCUUGAGCUUUAUGGGCGUCUGCGUGCAGGAGGGACAGCUGCACGCCCUCACCGAGUACAUAAACGGCGGCUCGCUGGAGCAGCUGCUGGCCAACAAGGAGGUGGUGCUCAGCGCCACGCAGAAGAUAAGACUGGCGCUGGGUAUAGCGCGGGGCAUGACAUAUGUCCACGAUGCCGGCAUCUUUCACAGGGAUCUGACAAGCAAGAAUGUACUUAUACGCAAUCUGGCCAACGAUCAGUACGAAGCCGUCGUGGGGGACUUUGGCCUAGCCGCAAAGAUACCAGUGAAAUCCAGAAAGUCGCGCCUGGAGACAGUCGGCUCGCCGUAUUGGGUCAGUCCCGAGUGCCUGAAGGGCCAGUGGUACGAUCAGAGGAGCGACAUCUUCUCGUUCGGCAUCAUCCAGUGCGAGAUUAUAGCGCGCAUCGAGGCCGAUCCGGACAUGAUGCCGCGCACGCCCUCCUUCGGCCUCGACUAUCUGGCCUUUGUGGAGCUCUGUCCUAUGGACACGCCGCCAGUGCUGCUGCGGCUGGCCUUCUACUGUUGCAUCUACGAUGCCAAUAGCCGGCCCACGUUCCACGAUGCCACCAAGAAGCUGACGCUGCUGCUGGAGAAGUACGAGCACGAGUCGUCGGCGGGCGCCAGUCCGCUGAGCUCCCUGGAGCUGAUCAAUUGCUCGCCCGGCGGCAGUGACAGCGAGCAUGCCACGGGCCCUGCCUUGGCCUCUGCCCCGACAGUGGGCACCAUUUGCACCGCGCCAGCGGGCACCUUGACGCCGCGCCAUCUGCGAGACGUGGACGAGGAAGGGUUCCGUUUCCCCACGAAGUCAGCGUCGGCCGCGUUGCCGGGCACGCCCACGGGAUCGGCCGGCAGCCACGUCUUCGACGAUCACAUGUUGCAGUCGCGGGUGCGUCGCGCCACCCAGAAGCUGGAGGCCGAGAUACUGCUGCAUCGGCGCUCGCUGAGCGAGAACAUCAUCCACUUCCCGAUGCACACGUCGCCCAGCGACAAGGCGCGCUGCCAUCAGAUGCAGCGUCAGCGGUCCUCCACGCACUCGCCGACGCCGCCCCGCCAGUUGCCCGGCGGCAGUUCUGUUGCCGCCGCCGUCCUCUUGCCGGCGGUUGUGGUCCCCGAGCCGCCGCCCCUGCCGCCGCCCAUUUCUGCCGUGCUCACGCUGCGCAAGGUGGGCGAGACGAUGUGCCUGAAGGAUCCGCAGUACAAGCCGGAGACGAACAAGGACCACAGCGGCACGAAGCCCAAUCCGUUCGAAGCGCUCGCGCAGCUGCGCGGCGUCAAGAAGAUCUUGGGCGCCAAUCCGAGGACCUAUGCCGCCGGGGUGGGCGAUCUGUUCAGCUCGUGCUUCGAGAUGCUGGCCCCGUUCUUCAAGGAGCUGGCCGCCAUGCAGGGCAAGACCGUGGCCCAGGGCACGGCGACAGCAGACGGCAGUGAAGCGGCAGCUCCCAAGGCAGCGGCGACACCGGCGACGCCCAGUGAACCAAAGAGUCUGCCCGUCUCGCCGCAAAUGACGCGCAAGUACAGCGCCAUGGAGCUGAAGCUGCCCUAUCGGGUCAGCAAUGCGGCGGCAGUGCCGGCCACGGCGGCGGAGGCGGAGGAGGCUCCAACCGCCGAAGAGGACGACUGCGAUGACUGCACCUCGGAGGGCGAGGACCCGGACGGAGGCGGCAACUGUGCCGAUGCCGAGUCGAGCAGCGACGACAGCGCUGUGCGCCCCUCCACAGUGCCCGCGGCCCGCAAGUACCGCGCCAACUCCCUCUACACGCAUCCCCUGUUUCGCGGCGGCCCCAGUGUCGCCAGUGGCCUGAAGAGCAACGCCAGUGAAUUCGAGACCAGCCCGCUGCUCAAGGCCAGUGCCUCGACGGUCACGCUGACGGCCUCCACAGUUGCCGCCGCGGACUCCAAUUCCUGCGAGGAUCUGACCGACGGCGGAAGGAAGUCCAAAGAGCUGCCCUCGGGCAGCGGUUCGGCCACAGCAGUCGCCUCGCCCACACCCCUCUCCGGCUGCUCGGCCCCGGCUGCCACCAUUUCAUCGUGCACCUUUCAAGAGCUGGAGGCGCUGAAGGACGUCGAGGAAAGGAUGAAGUACCAGUGCGAACAGCUGUCAACGCUGAAGACGAACCUGACGCGGCGCGACUCCAUCGAGAGCGGCUUCUUCUCGUGCUUCAACGAGGAGUCGGACGCGGCCAUCACCAACAACAGCUUCAGCAGGCAGCUCAACGGAAUGGGCUCGUUGGGGUUUGGUUGCGGCGGCGCGGCCAGCAGUAGCAGCAGCUGCACCUACGAACAGUACAAGACGCUAAUGCUCGACGCAGCAGGCGGCGCAAGCAGUGAAAUCAACGAUAAACUGGCGAGCCUGUGUCGAUGCUGCUACUAUGCGACUUCCACAUCGAAUGCUGCUGUGGCCGUUACAGCCGCCGCUGCCCAACAACAGCAGCAGCUCAAUGACACCUCCUCGACCUCAUCUUCGGUGCUGCUGAUCGACAACGAUCCGGCAGUGAUUGGCGCCAACAACACGUCGUCGUCCACGGCGCUGGACUCCAUGGAUGAUCUGGAUGCCGAAAUUUUGGCACCGCGUCCGCACCAGCGUCGCUACACCUGCCACCAUGCCCUGCUCAGCGGCAAUGUCAGCGAUUCGCAGAUGGCGGCCACGGCCGGACUGAUCAAUCGCCUGGCCCUCGACUCGGAGAUACACACGCUGCUGCAGCGCAGUCCGUUUGCCACGAAUCAGCUGCUGUACUGCAAGAAUCGCACCUCGUCCAUCUACACGGACAGCUCGGACGACAUCAGCAGCCUGGCCGGCUCCGAUUCACUGCUCUGGGACGAUCGCUCCUUCACGGCCCUGCCCAGCACACGAUCGGCGCAAAUAGCCAAGAUUGUCGAGUACUUUGAGCGCAAGCGGCAGGACUCUUCGCCGCCAUCCAUGCACCAUCGGAACGGCAAUGGCACUGUGGCCGCGGCUGUGGCUGCCUCAGCCCUGGGCUCCAACUACCUCUCGUAUGAGUCGCGCCGCUACUCGGACUUCAAGCGACACCUAACCCCGGACGCCCUGUGCUUCGAUCUGGAAAAGAAGCCGGCCCACCAGCGGAUGAUGGUGUGCGAGGGAGCGGUCAAGUCGAAGCUGCCCAUAUUCGACAAGAAGAAGCAUCAGGUGACGAACAGCGGCCAGGUCGGAUAGCCGCAGGAUAGUCUAAGCCAUGCCACGGAUUCCUUUAUCAAUUUUUUUGUUUAACAAGUUCUAAAUUCCUUGAGAUUUGAAUUUCCCCCAAAAGUCGGCAGUACGAGUACCACUCGAUAAGAGAAAACAUCAGCCACAUUUAUUUAUAGUUUCUAAUAUCGUAUCGUAUCGCAUCAUGUGUAUAGAGCAGAUUGCAAUUACAGAUAAGCCAAAUUAUUCUAUUAAAAAUUAAGAAUGUUUUGCCCAAGAGAGCAUAAGAGUAA